Molecule: messenger RNA, 531 nt
Organism: Linderina pennispora
Lineage: Eukaryota; Fungi; Kickxellomycota; Kickxellomycetes; Kickxellales; Kickxellaceae
Exons: 1
Coding region: 109-468 (119 amino acids)
Source: RefSeq, a predicted model, not a curated record
AUUUUGCGCUCGUAUCUUUUUAACCCUGUUAAGCCAUUUAGGAUACCAAAGAAAAGAAGCCACUCUGUUUGAUACUAAGUAAUAAGCAGCCACAUUAACCUGACAACCAUGGCAAACGGUCUCCCUAAAAGAGACAAGCGUGCCCAGCUCCUGACCCCGCUGUUCAUUGCGAUUCUCUCCUUGACAUUCAGCGCCAAUGCCGAUGUCUAUGACUUUGAUUCCAACGCAGCGCCAGGUUUCCAAAGCCAGAACGACCUGAAUUGGAUCCAGAACGUGAAUGCGUCCGCUGGCUACGGCCCCCAGAUGACCCCAGCCUCGCCGCAAUCCCAGCCCACAGCAGCACCGCAAGCUCCUACGCCCACACCACAAGCCUCUACGCCCACACCACAGGCCUCUACGCCCGCAUCGCCUCAGAAGAACAGCGGGCUCCGCCGCAAUAAUGCCUACGGCAAUUUUGGCUUAGGAUGAUGAUGACUAUGAUGGAUCUCCGCCCCCAGUUGUCAACAUCAUUGGCAUUCCUUCAGCCACCAC